GGCCUGCAGGAGAGCAUGUCUGAUGAAGAGGAGGAGCAGCGGGAGGGGAGGAAGAGGGAGGCAGAGAUCUUCUACCUCAGCGAUGAAGAGGGGAACGAUGGAGACGAUGAAGAUGAGUGGGGACCCGACCAGUCUCACAGUGCCUCCUUCAGCUCCGAGAAUGAGGCUCAGGGAGGCGACCCGGCCGGGUGGCAGUGCACCCCUCCCCCAUCUACCUCGCCCUCGGGGGAGACGGCGGCCCACCCUCCCCCUUCCCAGCCCGCGUCCAGACCCCCCUCCAGGCCGGCCAGCCAAAGCCCCUCCCCUCCCUCCUCCCUGACAGGCACCAAGAAGAGGACCUCCAAACCGGCCCACAUGAGACGCAACAUCAGGAAGUUACUGAGGGAGCACCAGCUGGAGGCAGGUACCAAAGCCGCCCAGCAGGAGGAGCUGGAGAGGAGGCAGCGCCUGGAGCAGCAGAGAAAACAGGAUUUCCCCGUACCGCUGCUGCCUGAAUACACAACCGGGGACGUGGCCCAGCAUGUGUCGUCGUCAACGGCGUCAACAGCUUCGCAACAGGAAGUGGCCUCGUCCCGACAGGAAGUGAUCCGCCUGGACUCCAGCAGCGUCAGCGAGGACGACAGCAAGACUAAAGCGCCCGCCUGCGCAACUGUAGCACACACACAAAAAACAGAUGUGAUCGAUCUGAGCUCGGGCGACGACGAAGGCAUCGUCCACAUCAGCAGCCACGAGUCCACCGCCGAGGAGGAGCAGAGCGAGCCGAGCGGCGCGCACGUCAACGACGCUCUCAACCAGCCGGACGCUCAGGGCCGGGUUCUGGUCAACUUGAAUCAUCCGGCCGCGGAAGGCGACAUCUUCCUGCUGCCUCAGCUGGCUCGAGCCGUCAAACCUCACCAGAUUGGCGGGAUCCGUUUCCUGUACGACAACCUGGUGGAGUCUCUGGAGCGGUUCGGCAGCAGCAGCGGCUUCGGCUGCAUCCUGGCCCACAGCAUGGGCCUGGGCAAGACACUGCAGGUCAUCUCCUUCAUCGACGUCCUGCUCAGACACACUCAGGCGCACACCGUGCUCGCCAUCGUGCCCGUGAACACAUUACAGAACUGGCUGUCGGAGUUCAACAUGUGGGUCCCGCCCCCGGAGGCGUUACCUCCAGACACCGACCCCAGCCUGGUGACGCCUCGCACCUUCAAGGUCCACAUCCUCAACGAUGAGCACAAGACCACGGCGACCAGGGCCAAGGUGGUGGAGGACUGGGCGCGGGAUGGAGGAGUGUUGCUGAUGGGAUACGAGAUGUACCGCCUCCUGUCCCUGAAGAAGAACUUUGUGGCCGGGAGGAAGAAGAAGAGCAAAAAGACAACGGGACCCGUCGUCAUCGACCUGGACGAGGAGGACAGGCAGCAGGAACUGCUCCAAGGUAUCGAGAGGGCGCUGGCCCGGCCUGGUCCGGACGUGGUGAUCUGCGACGAGGGCCAUCGCAUCAAGAACUGCCACGCCAGCACGUCCCAGGCCCUGAAGAACAUCUGCACCCGCCGCCGCGUCGUCCUGACCGGCUACCCGCUCCAGAACAACCUCAUCGAGUACUGGUGCAUGGUGGACUUCGUCCGACCCGACUUCCUCGGUACGCGUCAGGAGUUCAGUAACAUGUUUGAGCGUCCCAUCCUGAACGGGCAGUGUGUGGACAGCACGCCGCAGGACGUCCAGCUGAUGCGGUACAGGAGCCACGUCCUGCACAGCCUGCUGGAGGGGUUUGUACAGAGGCGAGGCCACGAUGUCCUCAAGGACCAGCUGCCCUCCAAGGAGGAGCAUGUGAUCCUGGUGCGUCUGUCUCCACGGCAGAGGGCGCUCUACACCGAGUUCAUGAACCGCUUCAGGGAGGCGGGAAACACCGGCUGGCUGAGCCUCAACCCGCUGAAGGCUUUCUGCGUCUGCUGCAAGAUUUGGAACCACCCAGACGUGCUCUACGAGGCCUUACAGAAGGAAAACCUGGCCAAUGAGCAGGACUUGGACCUGGACGACAUCACCGCCACGGGGCCCGCCCGCUGUCCCACGGCACCCAAUCAAAAGUCCAAGCCCCUGGAGAAUCCAAACCCCAUUGGUGGACUGAGUCUCAACCAGCUGCAGGAGAAAGCCAAUCAGGUCAUCACCUACGAAUGGGCGAAGGACAUCAUGUGUGACUACAAGGCCGGCAUCCUGGAGAACUCAGCGAAGAUGGUUCUGCUGUUCCACCUGAUAGAGGAGAGCGUCAGGAAGGGCGACAAGCUGCUUGUCUUUAGUCAGAGUUUGUCGACGCUGACGGUGAUUGAGGAGUUUCUGGCGAAGAGACCGGUGCCUCCCUCACCCAAAACCUCCAGCCAAGACCGACCCGGCCAGAACUGGGUCCGCAACCUCAAUUACUACAGACUGGAUGGGAGCACAACUGCGUCGGAGAGAGAGAGGCUCAUCAACCAGUUUAACGAUCCCUCCAACACCUCAGCAUGGGUCUUCCUGCUGUCGACCAGGGCUGGCUGUCUGGGCGUGAACCUGAUCGGUGCGAACCGCGUGGUGGUGUUCGACGCCUCCUGGAACCCGUGUCACGACGCCCAGGCGGUGUGCCGCGUCUACCGCUACGGCCAGAGGAAGCCGUGUCACAUCUACCGGCUGGUGUGUGAUUUCACCCUGGAGAAGAAGAUCUACGACCGUCAGAUCUCCAAACAGGGCAUGUCAGACCGGGUGGUGGAUGAUCUGAACCCCGUGCUGACUUUCACCCGGCGGGAGGUGGAGACUCUGCUUCACUUCGUGGAGGAGGAGCCCGACCCCUCGCAGGUGCAGCUGCAGGCCCAGGACGGCAUGGAGGGCGUCCUGAGGAAGGCGCUGAACCUCUACCCUCACCUGAUCACCAAGCAACCGUUCCCCCACGAGUCCCUGCUGAUGGACCGCAGGGAGCUGAAGCUGAGCAACGCGGAGAAGAAAGCGGCCAAGAAGGGCUACGAGGAGGAGAAGAGGGCGUCGGUGCCCUACACCCGCCCAUCCUACGCCCACUACUACCCCGCCAGCGACCAGAGCCUCACCAACAUCCCCGCCUUCAGCCAGAGAAACUGGCGGCCUCCUCCUCGCGUGGAGGAGAAGCCGGUGGCCAGCGUCCGGCCGGUCCAGUCAACUCCGAUUCCCAUGAUGCCCCGCCAGGCGUCUUCAGGCUCCGCCCCUAGCAACACAUCGUCAAGCUCCAGCCUCGGGGGUUUCCCUGUCAACUACCUGCAGAAGGCCGGCGUGUUUGUACAGAAGAUAGUCACCACCACUGAUAUUGUGAUUCCAGGCACCAACAGCUCGACAGACGUCCAGGCCAGGAUCAGCGCCGGAGAGAGCAUCCAUGUUAUCAGAGGCACCAAAGGGACUUACAUCAGGACGUGUGAUGGACGCAUCUUCGCCAUCAGAGCUGCUAACAAGGCCAAGACAGGAGAGGAGAGCUCUACAGCGCCACCUAAAGACUCCCAGAAGCCACAAGACCUGUCAACCAAUGGUAGCAACGGCUGCGUGUCACCUGACAGGAAGCAGCAGGUGCCUCCUGAGAGCGUGACCCGCCCCAUUUCACCCGACAGCCCUGAGAUCAUCAACGAGCUGCAGCGCUACACCGUUGGCGCAGGAGCUGGCGCUCAAAAGCCAGCCACAGGCCAACAGGAGAGGGCGCCAGAGAGCAUCACCAGUGCUGGUGUCAACAUGAACAACAUGGCUCCCACCAAACUGGGUCAGUCCAACGGCGGCAGCGGUAGUUUUGCCAGUGGAAACAUCAGUAUGCUUAAGAGCCAUCACGACGUGUCCGUGGCUAACACAGUGCAGCCUAGCAUGGACGCCACUGCCGCCCAGGACCUGAGAACAGGCUCCAAGCGCAAAGCCUCCACCCCAUCCAUGGACGAACGCACCAACAAGCAGCCGGCCACCGGCAAGCACUCCUCAGCCGCUCUGGCCUCACAGGCCUUCCCCUUCUCCGGGGGCUACGGCCUGCCUCCUCUGGGCCUCAGCCCGGCCAUGUUGGGGUCAAUUGGCGGGUCGCUGGGGCACCAGCUCUUCAUGGGAGCGGGCUCGCCUUAUUUCCAGCCUCCCCAUGGUCAACUGGGCGACCCCUGCCUGAUGUACCCUGACCCGUUUGGCUUAGGCGGAGCCGGCACAGUCCCAGCCUCAUCCUCCUCCUCCUUACUGACCACAACCACCACCGCCGCCAACUCAUCAUCCUCUGCAGCAUCUUCAGUAUCGUCAAAAGCCGCCAGUUCGGUGUCAGGCGCCCUGCCGCCGUUCAUGCUGAGCCCCAGCAUGGCUGGCAUGGCCGGGAUGCUCCCCCCAGGCUUCCCCCUCUCUUACAGCCAGUCGCUGGCCAGCCUCUAUGCCGGAUCGAUGCUCCCUGGGGGUCUGCCGGGCUCAGCGGCCACCCCUGGCCCGGCCGGAGCCAGCUACCUCUCCCACUACCCGCCCACUGCUGUCUCCAGCUCCUCCUCAUCCUCCCCCGCCUCCUCCUCCCCCUCCACCCGCUCCGAGAGCCACCGUGGCUCCGUGCUGGUCGAGAACGGCGGGAAUAUCAGCGGCACCGGCAGCUCGGACGACGACGACGAUGUCAUUGAGGUGAUGGGACAGUGAAGGCUGAAUGAUGCUCGGUGGUUGUUCAGUUCAAUUUAGGCGUCAUCAGAACAGGAUGAUAUCCUGUUGGCCAAGAUCCAGGCUUCGUAAAGUCUGCGGCCAAGGCCGUGAGGGAAACCUAUAGGGAUUAAUAAAAGAGAGACAGCUGAGCCCCUGCUAUAUAUAAAGUGUUUCCUCUGUUCAGCUCACCUGCCUUGGAGAACGAGUGUCUGCAUGGGGCAUUGAACCCGGACUGGACACAGAGCGACAAAUCCUUAUGCUGAAUAUCUCACUUUAAAGAAGAGGAAGCCUGAGGGAAAAGGUUGAACUCCAAGAAGAAGAAAAAAAGAAGAAAACAAAAUCAAAGGACUUUGGGCUUCCAAGUUUCUGUCCGAUACUGGCAUUUAAAUACUAAUCACUGGACUGAUACUGCUGAGUGUGGACCUGCCGUGACCACAGACGGCCACUAGUUGUACUGUCGACUUUAGGAGAUUCUAGCUCUGCAGCUUCGCUAAUCGUCAAGAAUCUUUUGCUUUUUUUCCAGCUAAUUAAAAAAAACUGAUGGUAGGCUAGAGUUGAUAUUAAAAAAAAACACAACAACUGUUUGACAAUUAAGUUAGCUGGUAGUAAAGCCUGUUAAAUAUCAGUAACUUAAAUGGUAUUGUUUGUUGACUGUCAAAUAUUGCUACUGAAUAUUUCUCAAAUGGUAGAGAGACAGGUCCUUUUUUUUUUUUUUUUUUUUUUUUUUUUUUUUAAUGAUAUCUAUUGAACUUAUGAAUUCACUGCCAGGACAGGAGGAUUGUGUGUUUUUGUUCUUUGCUGAUGGAAAAAAAUGGGAUCAUCUUGAAAUACUGAAGACUAUUCAUGCAAAGAGACGUGGUUGAGACUCAUUGCGAAGGUUUAAAGACAAUUACUGAAACCUUAAAAAAACUCUAAUAACAGAAUGUAUGCUUAUUUAAAACGCCUUUUAAAACCAGGCCUUUUUGAAAGGACAGCUUCUGUUUAGGCAUCAGACUUGGGAAGAUCUGAUUUGUUUUUUGUUUUGUUUUUUUCUUUUUUGAUAUUUUAUAUUUAUGUAAUCUCUAUUACAUUUUUGUUUUCCAAAAAAAAAAAAAAAAAAAAAAAAAAAGAUAUCAUUGCCUAAUAACAGCCAGGCAACACUGAGUAAAAAAAAAAACUGUGCUCUGGUGAGGCGGCCUCCUUGUAGCGGAGAAAACAACCAACAGAAAAUGCCUUUUUUUUCUCGCCUCCAUCUUUCUGAAUGUUAACUGUGAGAGAGGAGGGGUGAAGAGAGACGGACAGUCAUCGAGGCUCUCUGAAUCUCGCCCGCAGUCUUACUGUAGCCUAGUGAAAAUGAUGCAAAACACACAAGCCUACAUGCUAUACACACACACACACACACACACACACACACACAUACACACACACCCCCAGAGCCACUGAACUUGCAGCUCUGAGAGUUUUUGCUCCCGCCGUGACGUUUUUCCUGUUUAUCUGUGUGUCGUGUCCUCAAAGAGGCUCUCUCAAGAAUUUUUGGGAAACAAAAAAAAACAAAAAACAAAAAAAAACUUGGGGUGUGUAACUUCGGUUUGGUGACUCUGACGCUCUGAUUGACAGCACAGAUCAUUUUGGAUUUUUUUUUUUUUUUCUCCUUCUCAUCUCGUUUUGUGACAAGAGGUCAAUUGUGAAACCAAACCGAUUCGGAGAGAAGGUGCAGCUUUGCCAAAAAAAAAAAAAAAAAGAAGAAGAAGGAAAAAUAAAAAAAUCUGCACAAGCACAUCGUACAACCUCGAUCACUGAGGAUUGUGUCUUAAGAGACCAAAUAACCCUGUCAGCAGCUUAACAGGAGAUUUUCAAAAAGAAGUAAAGCUCUCUCUCUCUCUCUCUCUCUCUCUCUCUCUCUCUCUCUCUCUCUGUGUACAACAUCCUCACAGCCGCAAUUAAGAAAUCCAUGUCCCGUUUUCUCCGCACGACCUCACAGUCACUCUGGAAACUGGAAACCAGACACACGUUUGAAAAGUCAGAGUUUGGGUUUGCAGGCUGAUCGGCUGAUGGAAAAGCUCCAUUGCAAGAUCAGAUCAACCAUAACACAUUUUUUUUUUCUGCUGUUCCCCCGUAGGCGCACUGCACACCUCCUCACACACACACCUCGUACCUGUAUGGAGAAAAAAAAAAAAAGGAAAAAAAAAUCCGUUCCCAAAUAAUUACAGAAAAAGCUCAUCGUCAGACAUCUUAGGGCAAAGACGAAACAUUUCCUCUUCUUUUCUUCCACGCAUUCGUUCAUUCAUAUUUCAUACUUUGAUACUGAACUCGCUAGUUUACUUAUUAUUGUUUUUCUCGUUUUUUUUUUUUUGUUUUCCCUCUUUUUACGAUGUUUGAAUUUACCAAAUUAAUUUAUUUAUGAUGGUGCAUAUUUAUUCAUUUGUAUUUUUAUUUUUGUACUAUUUCUUUUUUUUUUCUUUUCUCUUGUUUGUAAGAUUUUUAUGGUCAUUAUUAUUAUUGUUGUUGUUGUUUUUUGUUGUUGUUAUGACAGUUGGGAGCGCUUCGGUUUCUUGUCUUCAGUGAUUAAAAAAAAAAAAAAAAAAAACACAAAAAAGUGAAGAUCUGCCGUCUGACCCAAA
Molecule: messenger RNA, 7202 nt
Organism: Myripristis murdjan (pinecone soldierfish)
Lineage: Eukaryota; Metazoa; Chordata; Actinopteri; Holocentriformes; Holocentridae
Product: helicase ARIP4-like
Cellular component (GO): nucleus
Molecular function (GO): ATP hydrolysis activity; ATP binding
Source: RefSeq, a predicted model, not a curated record